UUUCUAAGGAGGCUCGGGAAAAAUCCAGGGAUGCUCAUGCGCAGUGCGGGCGGUCAGACCUCCUCGCGGUCCGCCCCGCCCGGCAGGGAGGGGUUGGGCCGGGAGUCCAGCUGCCGUCGCCGGCCGGGGCUUCAGUGACUUCCUUGUUGGGAGCCCCGGUCCGGCUGCGUCCACACUCCUCUCCGGGACCGCGAAACCCGAGUCCCGCUCGCAGCCGCUCCCUCGGCCCGUCGCCCCCUUUUCAGCAUAGGUUCUUAGCCCGCUGUCCCUAACAUGCCCACCCCCCGCAGCACCUCCACUCCCAACCCCCUCCCCGAGGAGAUUAGGAACCUGUUGGCAGAUGUUGAAACAUUUGUAGCAGAUGUAUUGAAAGGGGAAAAUUUAUCCAAGAAAGCAAAGGAAAAGAGAGAAUCUCUUAUUAAGAAGAUAAAAGAUGUAAAGUCUAUGUAUCUUCAGGAAUUCCACGACAAAGGUGAUGCAGAAGAUGGGGAAGAAUCUGAAGACCCCUUUUCUAGAACUCUAGAUACCAUUUCAUUAGCCUCUGAAAGAUAUGAUAAAGAUGAUGACGGCCCCUCUGAUGGAAACCAGUUUCCUCCUAUUGCAGCACAGGAUCUUCCUUUUGUUUUAAAGGCUGGUUACCUUGAAAAACGUAGAAAAGAUCACAGCUUUCUGGGAUUUGAAUGGCAGAAACGGUGGUGUGCACUCAGUAAAACAGUAUUCUACUAUUAUGGAAGUGACAAAGACAAACAGCAGAAAGGUGAAUUUGCAAUAGAUGGCUACAGUGUCAGAAUGAAUAACUCUCUUAGGAAGGAUGGAAAGAAAGAUUGCUGUUUUGAAAUUUCAGCUUCUGAUAAACGAAUCUAUCAGUUUACAGCAGCUUCUCCCAAAGAUGCUGAAGAAUGGGUACAACAGCUGAAAUUUGUAUUACAAGAUAUGGGAUCUGAUACUAUUCCUGAAGAUGAUGAGGAAAGAGGAGAAUUAUACGAUGAUGUUGAUCAUCCUCUCCCAGUCAGCAGUACAUCAACCCUCAGUCAGCCAAUUGAUGAAGAAAUUUAUGAAGAACUUCCAGAGGAGGAAGAGGACAGCGCCCCAGUGAAAGCGGAGAGACAGCAGAAGGGGAGCCAGGACAGUGCGCCUCAGCCCUCAGGAGAUAAAAGCACUGAUUAUGCAAAUUUUUACCAGGGAUUGUGGGACUGCACAGGAUCAUUCUCUGAUGAGUUAUCAUUUAAACGUGGUGAUGUGAUUUACAUCCUUAGCAAGGAAUACAAUAGAUAUGGCUGGUGGGUAGGAGAAAUGAAGGGAGCCAUUGGCUUGGUGCCGAAAGCCUACAUAAUGGAGAUGUAUGAUAUUUGAGAGUCCUGGGCAGGAAAAAAAAAUCAACAUCUCGACUGAAGGAAAAAAUCUCAAAAGCAACCUUCUUCCCUGUCUGCAGAAAAGGACUAUUCUGUCAGUCUGUCAUCGUCUCGGUUAUCAUGAAAGUAUAAGUGACAGCCUCCGACCUUUCUUUGUUUUGCUGACCACUGUUCUCUUUGACAGCUAUUUUAUGCAACUAUUCUAAUACUUCUCUGAUGUGAAAUUAGACAAAAAACUGUUAAUGUACAUUAGACACAAACAGUAAAGUGAUACCUGUUGCUAUUUUGUAAAGAAAUUGUCAUCUUUAUGUAUGCAUUUGAUUUGUGUAAGGAAUUUGGCACUAUUUCAUGUGUUCCAUGUAGUGACUAUUACUUCCAGUCUGAGUUGUAAUUUUUCUUAGUAUUGGAAUCAGUUCUUUUUUUACAAUGCAUUAGAUCACGUCAAAAAAAAUGUUGUAUUGAGUUUAGCUUGCAAGUUUGUGCUGGCCACUACUUAAAGAAGAUGGUUUUAUCCGAGCUUUACAGAUUAUGUUUCUUUAUUUGUGACCAAAUAAAUGGUAAAUUUAUUUUACCAUUAAUUUUUUUAUGAAAGCAUUUUCACCGAUGAGCACACCAACUUUACAUGAAGGAAUGCCCACGUGAACAGAGACAGACUCGGGUGUGGGGAGUUCACGGCGCAGCACACAGGAAGCCUCAGUGCAGGGUUUGAGCCAAGCCCCCUAUCUGUAAGAAGCAUCCUGCUUAGAUGAGGGGCCCACCCCUAUUUUCUCCUGUAGUUUAAUGUAGAUUUACCAAAAAACAAGCCAAAAUUCUCUCAUAAGAAACAUCGCUCUUUCUGCUGCUCAUAUCGUAGCAUGAAGACUGAGUGUAUUCUCAGAGAAGGUCUAAAGCAAAGCCUUCGUUGGUGCUGUGCUGCUCCAGCCCCGUCACCAAAUUGUAGAACUCACUUAGGAGUCUCUGCAGUGCUCAAAGCCAUGCAGAGGCAAGGCAGGCGAGGGCAGGGGAGAAGCUGGGCUGCAUGCUGUGUGCUGAACCGCACUGCCCGAAUAACCUCAUUCCCUUUCACUUGAAACCAGAGGGAGUCCAAAUGCCCCUGAGCUACCAGUCCACCUGAACAGAUCUCAAAACGCUCUGCUGAUGGGAAAAUUCCUAAAGGUGGAUAUAAUCUCCUAAUACUGAGCCACUUGUUGGUUGCACCACCUCAGUUGAGCUUUAAAGAUCUUUGCUUUAUGACCAAGCCUCUAAUCCUGCCAGUUCAUUAAGUACAUGUUAAUAAAGUCCCCAUUGUUUGUAGAAAGCUGUUAAUAAGCCACGUUUCAGAGUGUAUAUCUUACUAUUGCUCCAAAAUGCUGUGAUCUCCUAAUUUCAAAUGUAAAAAAAAAAAAGAAAAAAAGCAUGGAUUUUAGGAUUAGGGAAAAACUCCAGUGUAUAUUGCACUGAAGCACAGUCAAGUUAAAGCUGCAGAAGUUAACCUAUGUCCGUGUUUUCUAAUAUAAAGCCAUUGGAAUAGUUUGACAUCAUCUUGGCAAUAGUGAAAGAACUAAAGAGGAAAUUGCCUGACUGGUUUUCAAAACCCAAAAGGUUAAAAGCAAAAGUGGUGCCCUUUCCACCGAAAAGGUGGCUUUCCAGCUUCUGGCUUAAGCGGAGAUUCUAGUUUGAGCCAGUAGAUGGCAGCAGCCUUUCAGGGCAUCCCUGGACCGCUGGAGACCCCUCCCCCACUCUUGAGCCUACUCCCCCAGAAUGUAAAAAGCAUUUCAAAGAUUUCUCUCUCCUUUUACAGUUAAUCCAGGAGAGGGAGUCCUUUGCCAACUGAUGACCAACAAUUUCUGAGCCAGCUAGUCUCUGUGAAAGGUGACAAUCCAGAAUAAAGUGUUAACUUCUGCUCCUCUGGCCUUUGUUCUUUUUUUAACUUGAAUGUAGGUGGGAGAGAAGGAAACCAGAUAUUUAUCGUUGGAGUGGCAGGAAAACUAAUCAUUACUUUCAGUUCAUGACAACUUUAUAUAUUUCAUUCAUUUGGUGAAAUCAUUUGUAAACUACCAAGGAGAAAGUUUCCCUUACACCCUCAACAAUAUAUCACACACUCCUCAAGUUCAUAAUAAAAUCAUUAAUGUAGAUUUAAACAACAUGGCUUGUUAGAAAAUAUGCUAAUUGCUCUGUUCUCAUUAUGUUUGCUUAGCUUUUAUUUGUUUUUCUAUGAACAGUUAGAGAGCUAAUUUUUUCAAAGGUGAUUGUAAGUCAUAUUUUAUAUAGCAUUUUGCUUGAUUAUUUGCUCUGUACUGAAUUUGUACUCUAUUGCCAUUAGAUCUUACAAUAAUGUUCCACUCUGCAAAUUUUUAAGGUUCAAAUAAAGUUUAAUUGUUUGCAAACUGUUAUGAUGCUAAUAAUUCAACAGCCUGCUGUGUUACUAAUGAAAUUACUUUGUUAUGAUUAAUUUGGAAAAUAGUGUGUUGAUUGUAGUAAUUAAGCACAACAAGGUGAAGUAAAUGAUUCUAAUGCCAUCUGGCCUCCAAACUGAAUGAAGAAAUGAAAUAGGACUGUCAUCUGAAUUUAUUCAAAGAAGUAAGGAUAAUACAAAUGACUUUCAUUGCUGUAGGAUUUACACUUAACCACAGAUAAAACGCUGUUCCGCUUUUGCUACUUUGUUGCAUGAUACCUUUUUUUGUAUGAAAAAGAAUGUUGCUGAGCCUUAGCAAUCAUUUUGAAUAUUUUAUAUAUUUUAGUUGAUUAUUUUUACCUUGCUAAUUUAAUUACAGAUAAUUAUGUAAAGUAUUAUGGGAUCAUAGAAAAUCACUUUUCAACCAUCUGUAGUUAAAGUCUAUAUGUGUGAGUGUUUUGCUUUGCUCUUAGUACGAAAGUAUUAAAUGUAGCCUUUCCGUAAAAGUAGUUUCUGUUCAUAUAGUUCUAAAAUAUUUCCAGUUUACCUGG
This is a messenger RNA of Sorex araneus (European shrew), 4277 nucleotides long. It is a transcript of the gene SKAP2, whose product is annotated as src kinase associated phosphoprotein 2. The record is from RefSeq and is a predicted model, not a curated record. Bases 274 to 1353 code for a protein of 359 amino acids. Gene Ontology annotation, cellular component: cytoplasm; plasma membrane. NCBI's taxonomy places the organism in Eukaryota, Metazoa, Chordata, Mammalia, Eulipotyphla, Soricidae. Gene Ontology annotation, molecular function: protein binding. The transcript has 13 exons.